Messenger RNA from Actinia tenebrosa (Australian red waratah sea anemone), 1833 nucleotides. RefSeq names its product beta-1,3-galactosyltransferase 5-like. The record is from RefSeq and is a predicted model, not a curated record. Gene Ontology annotation, cellular component: Golgi membrane. Gene Ontology annotation, molecular function: hexosyltransferase activity. Gene Ontology annotation, biological process: protein O-linked glycosylation. NCBI's taxonomy places the organism in Eukaryota, Metazoa, Cnidaria, Anthozoa, Actiniaria, Actiniidae.
UCUAGUUGUCUGUUCGUUUACUAGAAAAAGUCUUUACUAUUUUUGUGUCUAAAAGAAUUGUGCGUGUUUACCAUGCUUAACCGUAGGAUAUUUAGAAUGCUUACUAUAAUUAUGUUGUUAUUUCUGUCCAUCUGUCUGUUGUGGUGGCUGACAUUACGACCGUCUGUUGAUGGGAUUUUACUUCAGUCUCUGAUCACAAAGAAUGCAAGUUUUCCAAUUAUAAAACCUAGUAUUACGCCAAGACUUAUCAAAACGAAGCUAUUUGUACUGGUAAUUGUUUCUUCUGCUCCUGCUGGCGUGAGUAUUGAAAGACGACAUGUUAUCAGAAAUACUUGGGGCAAUUUUGACUUGUACAAUGGUCCAAGAACAUGGAAGGUGGUAUUCAUGUCUGGUAGAACUGGCGAUGAAGAAAAAGACAAGACACUGUUUUCUGAAAGUAAAAAAUAUGGAGAUAUUUUAAUAUGUGACUACAAAGAUGAUUACAGCAAGAUAACUACAAAGCUAUUGUCUUCCUUUCAAUGGGCUGCCAGUGUUAAAGAUUUGUAUGGGUUUGAAUAUUUAUUGAAAACAGAUGAUGACAUCUACAUAAGUAUUCCAAGACUAUACCAAUGGAUAGACACUAAAGGAGUUACGAUGAAUCAUGUAUAUGCAGGCAACACAUAUUCUAAUUAUGUUGUGAGAGAGAAAAAUCACCGUCAUUAUGUUAGUAAAGAAGAUCUCCCUUAUGACAUAUACCCUACCUUUUGCAAGGGGUCAAUGCUCCUGCUAUCUGGGUCACUCAUUCCUAAGAUUGUCAAGUUAGCAAGGAAAGUCAAGAGAAUCGUUCCUGAUGAUGCUUAUGUUGGACUGCUAAUGAAUGAAUUGAAUGUUAAAGCUGUGCAGAUGAAAGGACUGGUACAGCAUUCCUUCUUGUCCUAUUUUCUCCCAUUACUAGGGCCAUGUCACUUCCAAAAUGUUAUAGGAAUGGGUGAUUCCUUAACAACACAGCAAAUGUUUCACCUUCACAAACAAAUGUUUUUCAAAAUCCAAGACAAGUCUUCAUGGCUUUGCAUCCAACGCUGGCUAAAAUUACUUUUUGCAACAAUGUUUUUAUUUAUUCUUUAUUCCCUUUUUCUAAAGUCUAGAUUUCUAUCAAUGUGUAAGGCUGUAUGUAAGUUAACCAAAGUGUUACGUGUAGUACCAGCAAGGCAUUGGGCAAAAAAGAAAAGCAACUAUAACAAUUAGAAGAAAAUUUUAAUAUUUAUGACAUUACUGAGUAAGAGACUGUGAUAUAGCUAGCAGUAAUAUUCUUUAUUUGUCCAAACUCAUUCAUUAAGCACCGUAUAGGUGUGCAAAAUUUAUUUUGGUUGAUUGUUACUUAAAUUGCCAUAAACCAGAAAUCUAUCUGACAUUCCAAUAAUAAAAGGUGGUUGGCACAUCAAAUCACUAUGACAAUGCCUAUUAUAAACAUUACUAGGUGAACAUGACAUAUGUAGGACUAACGUCUGAAACGUCAGUCUAUUAUCUUUCGUAUUUACAGUGAUAAAAUUAUCCACUACGACACAUUUGUUUCAACUAAAAAACACUGACGCAGUCCAAACUAGUUCCAAAACUAGUCGUUAUCUACAUAUUUAUGACAUAUAUGAAGCCUGUCUAAGUAUUCAGAUAUCAAGAUCAUCAUCUGGAUCAUCCUCAUCAAAGUCAUCAACAUCAUCUGGUUGAUAGAAUAUCUGACUCUCUUUUCCUGCCAAAGGUUCAGAGGUGUUUGUAUGGUGCAUGUAAGGUAACUGUGUAUUGGCUCUUGCUUGCUCUUCUUGCUUCGUGAGUUUUAAAUUAAAUGGAAGAUUAGCAGUU